Molecule: messenger RNA, 3811 nt
Organism: Phymastichus coffea
Lineage: Eukaryota; Metazoa; Arthropoda; Insecta; Hymenoptera; Eulophidae
Gene: Rab10
Product: ras-related protein Rab-10
Exons: 5
Coding region: 213-815 (200 amino acids)
Biological process (GO): cellular response to insulin stimulus
Cellular component (GO): Golgi apparatus; insulin-responsive compartment; recycling endosome
Molecular function (GO): GTP binding; GTPase activity
Source: RefSeq, a predicted model, not a curated record
AGCGUUGUGUGUCGUCGGACCCGGACGGCGGACGUCGUCAGCGGUCAGUAGCAACGGUUUAGUUCGUCCAUCAGAGCAAAUCAGGUUAUAAGGUUAGAAUUCAAGCAAGUAGUAGCGCAGUUUUUAAUAAUAAAAAAAGCAAUAAUCUUGUUUGGCAAUCUGUAAAACAUCCGGACCGAACGAAGUCAAUAUAAACAAGAGUGAACAGCAAAAUGGCAAAGAAAACUUAUGACUUGCUGUUCAAGUUACUGCUCAUCGGCGACAGUGGUGUUGGCAAAACAUGUAUUCUCUUCCGUUUCUCCGAUGACGCCUUCUCGACUACUUUCAUCUCCACCAUAGGUAUAGAUUUCAAAAUAAAGACUGUGGAACUCAGGGGAAAGAAAAUUAAGCUUCAAAUAUGGGACACAGCUGGACAAGAAAGAUUCCACACUAUCACCACAUCAUAUUACAGGGGUGCAAUGGGAAUAAUGUUAGUUUAUGAUAUUACAAAUGAAAAGACAUUUGAAAAUAUAGUGAACUGGUUGAGGAAUAUAGAUGAGCAUGCGAAUGAAAAUGUAGAAAAAAUGAUUUUGGGAAACAAAAGUGACAUGGAAGAUAGGCGUGAAGUUAGUACUGAGCGAGGUGAAGCAAUAGCUCGCGAGCAUGGGAUCCGUUUCAUGGAGACCUCAGCGAAGGCGAAUAUCAAUAUUGAUCGAGCGUUCCGUGAAUUAGCCGAGGCAAUACUUGACAAGACUCAAGGCAAGGAACCUCAUGAACAACCUGAUCGCGUGCAAGUUGAUCGAAGAUUUGAAAGGGCAGCUAAUCGUUGCUGUUGAAUCGGCAAACGAUUGAGUCCGUAGCUUUGUAAGGAUACUUCCAGCAUUAUUGCUUUCAUUUUUCUCGCGGUGGACACAACGAAAGUUUUACUUCUGUGUUUCUUUCUUUUUUAUAAAGCUACUGGAUUCAAUAACUGUUUUUACAUUAAUUUAACUAGAUUAAUUGAAUGGUUUUUUGCUCAUAGUGCAUUGUAAUUAUAUAAAAAUAUCUCUUUUACAUGUGAUUAACUCUUAGGCUUAAAAUAUCGAUCUGAAUUUUACUCGUGCUGAACGUGUUGGAAUAUAAAAAAGAUCAUUUCUAAACGUGUUUGAAAAGAAAAAAAGGAUACUAAUAACUUUGCAAUGUUUUUUAUAUUUGUAAACUACGAUGUUUCCUUAACAGGAUAAACCAUAAAAAAAUGAAACAAAGUAUAUCAUUAGACAAAAUUUGACUUAAAAUUACGUACAUAUUAUUUAAGUUUUAGCUUUAGUAAAUGCGUUAUUGCACGAUUGCUUACUGUACAUUGUCAUAACUGACCACUUGAACCAAACUGGGAAAGUUUAUUUGGCGCAUGAAAAUUCCUAAGCUAAAGAUUGCUGCAUCGAAGACUUUCCGAAAUACUAUAUUAAAGAACUGAAAAUGUGAUUUUUAGAUAUCUGUAUCACUUUUCCCAUACGUAGUAUUAUACGUCAAGUGGUUGACUAGCAAUUUUUAGUCGUAUUUACUACCUCUUAAGAAUUUGUUUUUACAACAAAGAUAAAUACUUUAAAUCAUCUUCGAAUCAACUAAAUUGUUACUUAUUUUCGAUUUAAAUCACGUGUACAUAUUCAUUGUAUAACGCGAAACAAUUGCUAAACGUAUAAAGUUAUUUACAAGAAAAUAUUUUUUUAAAAACACUUCAAGAGAACAUUUUUUGCAAAAUAAUUGUUAAGUGCCACCGAAAGAAACAUAUUAAUACACUUUUUAAAAACUUUGGAUAACGUAAUCUCAACAAAAAAAGUUAUUAGUAAUUCGUGAAUUAGUAAUUCGUUUAGUAAUUUGUGAAUUAAUUAUCUCUAUUAUCUCUAUUAGUAAUUCGUGAAUUAAAAAAAAGAGUGAGAAUUCAAUGUAUGUUGUACGUUUUCUACGCGUAUUACGAAAAGUAUGGAUUAAAGAAAGUAUCAGAUGGUGCAUAUGAAGUAACCAAGCAAUUAGUGAAUCUUGUUUUGUUCAACAAAGGCAUUUUAUUGUUGAAAAUUAAAUCUUCAUCUACACACCAACUGUUUUGUCGAGCUGCUUUGCUUGUAAAAUGCAUCAAAGCAUGUUUUUAUUUAUUUAUUUAUUAUUAAAAAUCUGUCUUUUAUACAUAUUUUUACACGAUGCAAUAUGCGACGCAAGGCAAUAGAAAAGCGUCAAUUUGUAUUGAUAAAAAGGUGAAGAAAUAGCAUUUUCAAAUCAUUUGUAUUUUAUAAUAUUGACUUGUUGCAAUUUUUUUGUGUAACCGAUGAGGUGCAAUCUGCCGCUCGAAAAGCGGGCCGAUUGACGAAUAUUUAAAAAAAAUGGUUUAAUCCUCGUCGCGCCUGUUUUUCAACGUGCAUAAUAAAGUAAAAUUCCAAAAACUAUGACUUUGUUAUUGAAUUUCUUGUUCUUUGAUGAAACCUUUCGUUUCUUAAAAAUAUUGAUUAUAACUUUUUGUUCUCAUUAAUUUUUUAUAAAUACGGGUAUAUAUUUUUAAUUGAAGAUAGGCCCUAGUUCACUUAUAAAUGUGUGUGUGUGUGUGCGCGCGCACGCGCGUGUGUAUGCGUGUAAAACUUAAUAUUAAAAAUGGCUAAAACAUAUUGAAAUGUCUUUAUUUCAAUAAUAAACUAAGAACAGUAUAGUGUAAAAAAAAUCACUCAUUUCGAGAAUUAAUUUUUUAAUAAAAUAAUGAAGUUGUGGUAAACAUGAAGAAAAAUAUUCAUCGUACACUUACGCGAAAAAUUUGAUAGUCAUAACCAACUUAGAAACGUGUCUAAAGUAGUUGAGUACAUAAUAUACAAUAAGUAUUAAUUAAUACAUUUAUUAUGUGAAUGAAUACUACUCAUGUUUGAUAUAACAUGUGAUAUAAAAAUACGUUAUAAGGUCUAUUAUUAAUCAAUGGUGAUUAUAAACAUUUCAUGCCUCUGCAUGUAUAUAAACAAAUAAUGAACGAUAAUAAUAGUAGUAAACAUAUACAUGAUUAGGAACGUUGAAAAUUAUUUGAUUAUGAAGAGCGAUAUUUUAAACGUUUGGAGGAGCCAAUAGUAUAUUAUAUAUUUUUUAAUAGUUGUAAUUAAAUAUUCUUACGAAAAAACAGUAUUCGCAAAUCUAAUUUUUCUUCGUAUUGAAUUAAAAAAAGGAUAUUUAUUUGUGAUAUAUUUCCUAGAGUAAAUUGAAGCACUACAAUUUAAAUGGACUUGUUCGGGUACAAAAUAUCGAAUUUAAAUAAUUCAUUAUUGUUUUUAAUUAAUAAUUGUAUUAUUUUAAUGCGACUUAUGAUUAGCAAUUCACUUUCGGUAUCUAUGAGAACCAUACUUCAAACAAAAUAAUAAAUAAUGCGGCACACUUGCAACGUUCAACAAAAAAUUUUUUUAAUGUUUACACUCUUUCUCAUCAUUGCUUACAAAUACAAAUCUUAAAUUAAACUUUGUUUUGCUGCUUGCAUUAUCGUUUCUUUUCCUAAAUAAACAAAAAAAACGAUACUGUAUCAACUCCAGAUACUUGAUGUACAUACGUAUUGUUAAAACUUGUAGGACGUUUUCAUUACUCAUUUCUGUUAUGUAACCCUGGUUAAAAUCCGUUAUCGAUUAACACAAACAAAAAAUUAAUAACUUAAUGUUGUCAAGUAAAAUAAGAAAAAAAUCAAGCAAACAUUAAAAAGCAAUAAAUAAAAAGAAAUAAAGAUCACUCACGAGGGUAAAUUUUUGGAUUUUAACCAGGGUUAUAUUAUCAUAUAUAUAAAAAAAACUCACUAAAUGAAUUGCUCCAUCUGACAAUUUGACUUAUCAUGUCACAUAUC